AAUUAAAAAAUCAUACCAUAUUUCCUUCCGUACAUGUCAUAGGCAACAGUCAAUGUCAAAAUAUGUUAAUGUCAAAUGGAUUUUUAGUUUUUCUAUAGUUUUUGCGUUGUUGAAUGUUGAUUUUGCUGCUAAACUCAGCAAUUUACAUUAAAUAUUAGUUUCUAUUUCACAGAACCACUGUGAAUAUACUUCGAUCACGCGAAGUACUUCACCGUUUCAAUUAUUUGUGGGCCUGUAAUAACAACCAAAAAGAUGCAAUUAACAUCCGACCCAAGACGUGCCGACAGGGAACGUCGUUAUAAGCCACCUCCAUCAACAACGGCCCCCGCCGAAGACCUCACCACGGACUACAUGAACAUUUUAGGCAUGGUGUUUUCAAUGUGUGGCCUCAUGAUGCGUCUUAAAUGGUGUGCAUGGACAGCUGUUUUUUGUUCAAGUAUAAGUUUCGCCAACUCAAGAGUUUCGGAUGACACAAAACAGAUCGUUAGUUCCUUCAUGCUGUCAAUAUCAGCAGUGGUUAUGUCAUAUCUUCAGAAUCCAUCACCGAUGUCUCCACCAUGGGCUACACUAACAACAUAAUGAUACUAUAACACUAUGUAGUGUCAUAAAUACUUUAUUUUUAAUGUAUUUAUCUAUUUUGUUGAAUUAUAUCAUAUUAUUACAGUGUUAAUUUAUGUUUUAAAAGAGUGAAUGGUAAUUUAUAGUAUUACAAUAAUAAAACAAUUUAAAAUUUGGGA
Messenger RNA from Manduca sexta (tobacco hornworm), 737 nucleotides. Its product is annotated as protein Asterix-like. Gene Ontology annotation, cellular component: endoplasmic reticulum membrane. Lineage: Eukaryota; Metazoa; Arthropoda; Insecta; Lepidoptera; Sphingidae. Gene Ontology annotation, biological process: protein insertion into ER membrane. Gene Ontology annotation, molecular function: protein folding chaperone. The record is from RefSeq and is a predicted model, not a curated record. The transcript is spliced from 4 exons. Bases 253 to 579 code for a protein of 108 amino acids.